Paramecium pentaurelia is the source of this 718-nucleotide messenger RNA. Lineage: Eukaryota; Ciliophora; Oligohymenophorea; Peniculida; Parameciidae. The record is from the annotation of a GenBank genome assembly.
AUGAGGUUUCAUUAAAACUAAUAGAUGGUUAUACAUCCAGAAAAUUUAUAACAAAUAAAUCUAUAAUUAAAGAUAUUGGAACUGUAAGAUUCAUCCUUAUAACUAGCCUUUUUAUGUUGCCCCAGAAGUAUUUGAAUCAUCAAUAUGAUCAAAAAUGUGAUUUUUAUUCCUUAAGAAUCAUACUCCAUGCGUUAUUAUUUGGAAAUCCAUCAUUUGCUGGGAGGACUUUUCAUUAAGAAUUAGAGAGAAUUAAAAAGGUGUCUUUAUUUUUGAGAGUAUUAUAUUGAUUAAAUUUAUUUCAUAAUAGGUUGAGAUAAGGAGGAUAUCUAUAAAGAAUCUAAAUCAUUUAUAUCAAAACUCUUAAUAGUUGAUCUUAAAAGGAGAUUAUCGGCAAAAGAAGCAUUGGAUGAUCGUUGGUUAGAAAAACACAAUCUUACAACAUAAUUAAAUGUAAGGGUGUUAGAAAAUAUUAUAUAAAUUCAAGUAAAUAAUAAUACAUAAACCAUAAAAAAAACUUCGAUAAGCAUUAAUGUCAUAGAGUAGUCAAUAUAAAAAGAAAUUCAAGAUAUUCAAAAUGAAUUCACAAAGUUAAAUUUAAAUCAUGAUGGAAUACCUUAUUAGGAUGGGUUAUUAAGGGUUAUUCUAAUUGAAAUUAGAUACUAAAGUAAUUAAGGGUAUUGUAAAAAUUAUUGAUUUAAUUGAUGUAUAUCUGGACUGA